AUUACUCAAAUAAAAUGCCCUCGGGGCCAAAAAAAUGGGCUGGUCCAGUCCACCGGCCAGAAUAUCUGGUAGUGGUGUAGAAAACUCUGUAGUUGUAACGAGUAUCAGCUUUGUCCUAGUCCAGGACACAAAGAAAGCUUGCAAUGAGAGCAGUAGGAGCAAUUCUUCAGAGAUUCUCAUAUGGGGUCUGCUUCAAAUGCCCAACCACUUGCUUUGCUCCUCUAAGGAAUGGUUUGCUUGGUAGGAGUACGUUAUCAUCAUUGUCAUCUUAUAGCUGUUAUUCUGGGUUCACAUUGUUUUAUGAAGAAAAACAUAGUCAUUGUCAAGUGAAUGUGAGAAGGUUAUGGACUUACCCUCCUCUCUGUAUGGGCAGGCGUUCUUCCAAAAUCGCCGGCAGAAAGGGGGCUCAGGAUGCUAAGAAGGCAAAGUUGUAUUCUAGGAUCGGAAAGGAAGUUGUGUCUGCUGUAAAGAAAGGUGGCCCAAAUCCUAUAUCAAAUACAGCUCUGGCUGCUGUACUCGAGAAAGCCAAGGAACUUGAUGUACCUAAGGAAAUUUUGGAGCGCAAUAUUAAGAGGGCUUCUGAGAAGGGACAAGAGGCUUAUAUUGAGAAAAUCUAUGAGGUAUAUGGUUAUGGUGGAGUUAGUAUGGUGGUGGAGGUCUUGACAGAUAAAAUAAACAGAUCUGUGGCAGCUGUUAGAGAGGUAGUGAAGGACUAUGGAGGAAAGAUGGCAGAUCCUGGAUCUGUCAUGUUCAAGUUUAGACGAGUUCGGAUUGUGAAUAUAAAAGUCACAGAUGCGGACAAAGAUCAGCUCCUUACCAUUGCUUUGGAUGCUGGUGCUGAGGAUGUCAUUGAACCUCCAAUAUAUGAUGAUGAUACUGAUGAAGAUAGCUCAGCACGCUACUACAAAGUUGUAAGUUCGUCCGAGGACUAUGCUGAAAUAUUGUCAAAACUUCGUGAGGAAGGAAUAAAAUUUGAGACUGAUAAUGGUUCAGAGCUACUUCCUUUAACAACUAUUGAGGUAGAUGAUGAGGCAAUGGACUUGAACAAAGAACUUAUGUCUAAAUUACUUGAACUUGAUGACGUUGAUGCUGUUUACACAGACCAGAAGUGAUCAAAUCCUAACUCCGGUUGCCUUCCUAUCAAUUGGGAAAGUUUGGAUGGUUCAGUGUAAGACAGUCAAUUUAUGUGGUUCACUUACACAAAAUGAGUUUGAAAUUGUUCAUGUGAUCCCGUGGGAAUACAAUUUCAGAUAACUUUUCUUAAGAGGGAAAAUGGGGAAUUUUUUUUUUUUUAUUUUUUUUUUGUUGGGUUGGGGUGGGGGAAUAAUUUCCCGGAAAUGGAAUUUUUGCACCUUAUAAUUGACAAUUGAUGAUCAAAUUCUGGGAGCAACUGCCCAUAUGUUUAUGGAACUGUACCACACUGAUUUAAUAAUAAUAUGAUAAUAGGAUUUAUUGGGUGGUUCUGGCACUUGACCCAAAUAUUUUCUUCUUUA
Hevea brasiliensis (rubber tree) is the source of this 1493-nucleotide messenger RNA. RefSeq names its product probable transcriptional regulatory protein At2g25830. The record is from RefSeq and is a predicted model, not a curated record. The transcript has 8 exons. The coding region runs from base 144 to 1112 and encodes 322 amino acids. Lineage: Eukaryota; Viridiplantae; Streptophyta; Magnoliopsida; Malpighiales; Euphorbiaceae. Gene Ontology annotation, cellular component: chloroplast.